This is a messenger RNA of Ornithorhynchus anatinus (platypus), 6662 nucleotides long. It is a transcript of the gene IL17RD, whose product is annotated as interleukin 17 receptor D. The transcript has 13 exons. Gene Ontology annotation, molecular function: interleukin-17 receptor activity. The record is from RefSeq and is a predicted model, not a curated record. Bases 29 to 2245 code for a protein of 738 amino acids. Lineage: Eukaryota; Metazoa; Chordata; Mammalia; Monotremata; Ornithorhynchidae.
UCUGGGUGUGCCGCUGCUCUUGCAGACCAUGGCACCCUGGCUCCAGCUCUGUUCCUUCUUCUUCACUGUCCACGCCUGCCUGAGCGGUUCCCAGCUGGCCGCCGCCGGCUCGGGCAGGAAAGGGCCAGCCGGGGACACCUGUGGUUUGAGGAGAAUGGUACCAGCCAGGAACAAUGGACUGCUCAAUAUCACUUUUAAAUAUGACAACUGCACUUCAUUUUUGAAUCCAGUGGGAAAACAUGUGAUUUCUGAUGCACAGAACAUAACCAUCAACCAAUAUGCCUAUAAUAACCAGGUUGCAGUCGCCGUGCUUUGGACAGCAAAUGCUCUUGGCAUUGAAUUCUUAAAAGGAUUUCGAGUAGUACUGGAAGAAUUGAAGUCAGAGGGAAGACAGUGCCAACAGAUGAUUCUGAAAGACCCAAAGCAGCUCAACAGUAGUUUCAAAAGAACUGGAAUUGAAUCACAGCCUUUUUUGAACAUGAAAUUUGAAACAGAUUAUUUCGUAAAGAUUGUCCCAUUUCCUUCCAUUAAAAAUGAAAGUAAUUAUCACCCUUACUUCUUCAGAACUCGGCCAUGUGAGCUGUUGUUGCAACCAGACAAUCUGGCCUGUAAACCUUUCUGGAAACCAAAGCACAUGAAUAUCACCCAGCAAGGCUUGAACAUGAAAGUGUCUUUUGACCACGCACCCCACAGUUUUGGGUUUCGCUGUUACUACCUUAACUAUAAGCUAAAACAUGAAGGCCCGUUCAAGAGAAAAACCUGCAAACGGGAGCAUAACACAGAGAUAACCAGCUGCCUUCUUCAAAAUGUCUCUCCAGGGGAUUAUAUCAUUGAGCUGGUGGAUGACACAAACACGACCAGGAAGAUGAUGCAUUAUGUCCUAAAGCCAGUGCAUUCACCUUGGGCUGGACCAAUAAGAGCCGUUGCGAUAACAGUACCGCUUGUCGUCAUAUCAGCAUUUGCUACGCUCUUCACAGUGAUGUGUCGUAAAAAGCAACAAGAAAAUAUAUAUUCACAUUUAGAUGAGGAGAGUCCAGAAUCCUCCACGCACACUGCAGCACUCCAAGGAGAAAGACUUCGACCUCGCCCCAAAGUGUUUGUCUGUUACUCCAGUAAAGACUGUCAGAAGCAUAUUAACGUUAUCCAGUGUUUUGCCUAUUUCCUUCAAGAUUUCUGUGGCUGUGAGGUGGCACUGGAUCUGUGGGAAGACCUCAAGAUCUGUAGAGAGGGACAGAAAGAGUGGGUGACUCAAAAAAUCAAAGAUUCCCAGUUCAUCAUUGUCGUGUGUUCGAAAGGAAUGAAGUACUUUGUGGAGAAGAAGAACAGUAAGCAUAGGGGAGGAAACCGAGAUACGGGACAAAACGAACUCUUUCUGGUAGCCAUGUCCGCCAUAGUGGAGAAGCUCCGUCAGGCCAAGCAGAGUUCACAUGAGCUCUAUAAGUUCAUUGCUGUCUACUUUGAUUACUCCUGUGAGGGAGAUAUUCCCGGAGUCCUGGAUCUGAGUUCCAAAUACAAACUCAUGGAUCACCUUCCUCAGCUUUACUCUCACUUACACACGCGAGACCUUGGCCUUCAGGAUUCAGAACUGUACGCUGUCAACAUCAGUAAGAGGAACUACUUUCGGAGCAAAUCUGGACGGUCUCUUUAUGUUGCCAUUUGCAACAUGCAUCAGUUCAUUGAUCUGGAACCCGAUUGGUUUGAGAAACAAUUCAUUCAUUUCCCUCCUCCCCCCCCUCCACUCAAUUACCAUGAGCCCAUUAUGGAGAAGUUUGACUCUGGCUUGGUGUUGAAUGAUGUCAUUGGAAAACAGAUGUUGGAGGGUGAUUUCUUCCUGAAACCCAAUGCAACCCUUCUUGGGGCGGUCAAUUUAGACUCUCAUUUGAUCAUCCAGCAUUUAAGUCUGGAAGAAGACACAGAGUCUCGGGAUGUUCGUGAAGGCAGCUCUGUUCGCCGCCCACUGUUGCAUGCUGUAAAAGCCGUCAACCCCCCUGAUAUGCCUCGAGAUUCGGGGAUUUAUGACUCUUCUGUCCCAUCAUCCGAACUGUCUCUACCGCUCAUGGAAGGACUUUUAACGGACCAGAUAGAAACAUCCUCCAUUGCGGGGAGUGUCUCUUCCUCUUCAGGCUUGGGCGAGGAAGAAACGUCUGUUCUCACUGCCACCAAAUCCGUCAUCUCUGAUGUGUGUAAAGCAGAACUGAAUUGCCAAAUCUACACUGAUGAACUCCAGGCAAUUGCACCUUUAUAACCCAAUGGAAGAUUCUAAUGCAUUGCCACUUUAGCAACAAUGUUUGUCUUAACCACCACAUCAUCCUCAUAUCUGAAAUCUAUUCAUUGGAUGUUGUGUUUGUGACCAAUAGAUUCUCCUCCUUCCCCUCUCCUCCUCCCACCCACCUUGUUCUCGUGAUAAAAUCUUCGCAGUUCUCUGCAAACUUUUUACAGAAGAAUGCAAAGAGGGGAUACAUAUAAGUUCUGAAAACAUUGUUUUUUUCCAUGUUCUAUCACCUGUCUUGAACUGUGUUCACACAUUCCUGCAUUUUUGAACUUUUAAAACAAUAUUUUGCAAAACCUCUUAACACGUGGGCAUAGAAACAGGGACAGUCCAACUACCAACUGUCUAUUCGGAAUUGGCAUCUCAAGAAUCUCAUAUCGAUGUCUCUCCUCCCCCCUCCCUCCCUCCCACCCCCUUCCUAGUGAGAUAUUUAAUUGAGCAGCCACAAUUAAUAAAUAAGCAGGUGCAGAUUUACUGUUAUGAGAAUUUUAAUUUAGUUGCGUAAAUGAUCAUAUGUGGUAGCAAACAGGAAAGUCCUUUGUCCUGAGAUAUUUAGAUUGGAAUGGAAAACAGUAGGAAAUCUCAGGAAUCUGAUUCUUGCUGCUAGUCUGUGAUCCAAUUGAACUUAAUAAAAAACCAAGGGUCAGGUGUACACACGCAGUACAUAUACUUUUCACUUUUUUGGAAAGCAAUUGGUUAGUUGGGGGCUUGUGUUUUAUAUCUAGUUAAUAAGGGGCCAAUCCCUAAAUUGUCCCUUGUCUCUCCUUCCUCUCCCCACCCCCCCUUUGCAUUCAUUCCCCUAAAUGUUGUUGUUGUUUUUUAAUCAAUCAGCUGUUGGGCUCUAGCAUAGGGAAUGUAUUCAUGCUCUUAUCGUGGUGCUGCAUUUUUCUCUUUCCCAUCUGACCAUAAGUUAACAAAGUGUCCAGGUGUGCUAAUUAUAGUUGUGUUUGCUAGAUGUUGGUGUCACUGGAGUUUAAAGAAAAAAAAAGGUGCAAAGUGAAGUUGUUUCUUGUCUUAGUGAUUAGUGAUAGUAUAUUAGAGCUGUGGCUUAUUGCCUCGUAAUAAGGAUGAAUUUUUUUCAAACUACACAAGCAUGAUGGCCAAUUUAUCUGUAGUACAAUCUCUCCUCUGAGGAAAAAUCAGCACGGAAUAUAUGUUAAAAGCCAUUUCUACAGAUAAAAGGGGCUUUUAAGAACAGGACAAGAAAAUGGCUAAUCAACCAUCUGAAUAGUUUUCUAAAGAAGAAAACAUGUCUGUAAAAACUGAAGUUGCAAAUUGUAAUGCUCCCAUCCCCUAUCAUAGAUAGUUGCAAUAUUGGAUUCGCUGUCAUUUUCUGGGUCCCUAUGUAGUAAUAAAUGGGAGACCACUCUAGGAGGAAAGUUGCUAUAAAUAACCCUUUUUCAGAUGUUUUCAGUCCUGGAAAUGUUUUUCAAGUGCUAGAGUGACAUUACUGGCUCUCCUCCUGAAUCCAAUGAAGCUGCUGUACACUGAGCGAUAUGCUCAUUUUUAUAUGACCUCAGAGCAUAAAUGCUUGCCUCUUUGUUCUUGAAUACUCUUGUUCAAAGGUGCCAAUUUUUCAUUUUUAGGGUAAAAAGGGAAGCAGAAUUUUUAGUAUAGCCAGUGAGGUAGGGUGUUUUGGGGGGGGGAACAUGGUAAUUUCUGACCUGAUUUCAGUCAGCCUCAUUUGGAAACAUUAGGGCUCUUUUCAGCCCUACUUGGGUUUUGUCUGAGACCUGCGAAUGAGUAAGGCUUGGUGUUAAACCCUAAAGCUAAUGGAUGCACAAACUCUGGCUUUGCCUCUAUGGCCGGAAACCCUGGUUGCCAUGGUCCCCAUCACUCAUGAAGUCACCAUCUAUUCUGCUGUUAAUGUUACAUUUCCCCACUAACAAGUGGCACUGCUGCUUUUGCUACUCGGCAGCAUAUAUGGCAACAUUGAAAAGUGGAGCUGGAAAACCAGCCCAACUCUUCCCACCAGGAAAAGAGUUUGAGGCUUUUGCUGAAAGUAGACAUCCAAAUGCCAUCUGAUGCAAAUGGUCAGCUCAAGGCUUUAUAGCAGCAGCUGCUAGAUUCUUGUUUCAGCAAAGUACUUAUCUGUUUGUGUGCAUCAGAGAUGCAAUAGGCCAACCGGCAGCUGUUUGGCAGUUUAGAGUGGAGGGUGAGGGGAUGUCAGAUAGGAAUCAUCAGAUCUGUAACAUGGAAGAUUAGAUGUUAAACUGUGAAGUAGAAACCCCUCAUAAGGGAAUUAUUGAAAUCAUUCAGUGGGUUUUGGGCAAGAGCCUGAUGUGUCCUAAGUCCUUCGCUUCAAGGCAAGUCAGAAUGUUGUAUUCAGAGAUAAUUUUGAAAAGGGGACUCAAAAGACAAGUCCAGGUAGCCUCAGAAGCUGACUAUGGCUAUGAGUUGAUUCAUCUGAAUUCAGUAUUGCACCUUGGAUAAAAUACUUUAAAUUUGUGAUCCAGUUAAUGAUACUGAGAUGUUUAUACUUGUAGGUAGGUAAAGGUGUGUUUAAACUGUCGUGAAUUCUUUAUGAAGCUAAUAUAUAAUCUUUCGUUAGUAUAAUUUGAUCUUUAGAUUCUCCUUUAUAAACUCAAAAUCAGCAGCAGUUGAACAUUUAGCAUUGAUAAACAGGAAGAUUGCUGCCAGAGCCGAUACUCGUAGUAUGUGCUAAUGUGUACUUUUGAACACAUUUGCCCCUCCCUUCCUCUUAAACUAGUGUUUUAGUUGUAGCUACCUGCUAAAUAGUCCUAUGGUACUCCUUAAAAGAUCAAGACCCAUGCCAGUUCCAUUUCUGUCUUGAAAUUGCUUCUGCUUCUGGGUGGCAAAAUAGUUCUCUUUGCUUCUGAGGUCAAAAAUGCAGACUUCUAGGAAAGUUACUUAAAAUUUUCAGUACUAUGGUGUCAUUUAGAAAAUAAGGGGACUUGUCUGUAUAGCUCUAGCUUUCUAGACUGUCGUCGCUACCUUUUCCGGAAUAUUUCUGUUUUUUCCCCCAUUAUUCAUUUGUUCAUACAAUCGUAGUUAUUGAGAGCUUACUGUGUGCAGAGCACUGUACUAGGCGCUCGGAAAGUACAAUUCAUCAAUAAAGAGAGACAAUCCCUGCCCACGCUGGGCUUUAAUUAUCGGGAGUUUUGACAUGAUUCUGAAUGAAUAAUGAAAUAACUCCUUUCAGGAUAUGAUGCCAGUCUUGCAGCAGUUAGAAGGGCUACCUCAGAUUUAAGGGUUUGCUGAUUCAUAAAACUGAAUCCGACCAAGGUAGUCAUUUCACCACCAAACUGCCACAAACUUAAUCCAAACUUUCAGUGUUAUAGGAAAGUUGUAAGUGACCUGAAUGUUAAGUGGAAAAAGAUAGCUAAUAAAAGCUCAACCCGAUUCACAAUAAGUAGGAAAGGUUAGAGUAGUCCUACCUGCUCCUCUUUUUCAAACAUGCAGUGGAGAUAAACAAAGGAAGAGUCUGGCUGAUAUUGUCCAUAUUUCAGAGCAGGAGUUGGCUUUAAGGGGCUCCAGAUACAUCCAGGCCAUUCCCCCUACCUUUGUGCUUGAGUGAUCUUAAACAGAUGGCGUUCCAGCUUAUUCUACACUAUUCAGUGAUUGACCCUUUGGGGCAUCCCUCAGUAGCAAGCACAAGAAUCGAACUAUCCUGGUAGUCAAAAGGAAAGUUCCUUCCACUGUCUGACCGACAUGUCUCUCGGUGACAUCAAAUCCUCUUACUUUGCUCUGUUAGGGGUAGGAGAACACUACCACUACCCUUCUGUUCAAAAACCUUCAUAAUCAUCCUUCCGUGCCUGAACUCCCAUUUUGUCUUUAAAAGUACCUUAUAGAUCUUUAAUAAUUUUCAUUGCUUCUCUUGACCUGUGUCAGUUUCUCUAAAUUCCUCUUAAAAUGUUCUGUUCUGGGUUGGAUAUGGUACUUUGUACCACUCAAGCAGUGUUAAUUUGAGUUAAUCAGACUCCAUUUAACUGCCUCUUAUGUCCACUACCUUUUCAUUCCUUAUUUUAUGUGUAGAUGCUUUAUUUUUCCUCCUAGUGCUUGUCCGUGCAACACUUUAUUCUGUUUGGGGUUUUUUUCCAAUUAUGUUUCUAUUUGGUCAUUUUGGUCAAUGCCAUUUUCAGUUCUAAUUCUAAUGUCUGUGGUGCCAGUCCCUCUCUGUUUGGCUUCUUCUUUGGUCUUUGUUUCAUCAUCCAAAUAAUAGAUUUAUAUAUUGAAUUGUAUAAUCUUUAACCCAGGACAGUCCCUGAGAAAUCUGCCACUGUCUCUUCUAAACUGUUAUUGGUAACCCCUUUUCCUAAAGCAGUUGUGCAUCAAUGUAACACUUUCUGGACUUUAUCUGUGGGCAUGGGUAAUCAAUCCAUAGUAUUUGAAUGCCUACUAUGUGUGAAGCACUCUAGCUUUUGGGAGAAUA